CUAUUAUCACUUGCCGUAUUGACAAUAAUUGUUAUUUAUGAUUAUCGCUCUGAUUAGCUGUCAGUUAAUAAUUAUGUUCGCUAUCGUUAAACCAAAAUGUGAACGGUAACGAAUGACAAUUAACCGAAAUUGGGGGAAGUAAAGCGUCGAACCUUCGGGUCGAGCCCCCCCUCCCGGGACAUGGCGUCAAAACCGCGGAUAAUUUCCCUUCAAGAAUAUUACAAUCUUUGUUGAUUUUGCAAACACCUAACACCCUUUUCGCACAUUGAUAACACUCUACUGAUAACAGUGACAGUCCGCACAUCUGGGCCCGCGGUGGUCAUCGUCCCGUCCAUCCGCCGAUUCAACACCGACGACGCUCUCCUGCACCGCGUUAAGAUAUCGAUUUCACCGCUGCAGGCACCUUCCGUUCCGUUGUUGUUGUUGUUGUUGUUUUGAUCGUUCGUCUGCGUGCCUACACCGUAAUGUCCGUAAACAUGACAGAAGAAGUCCAAAGCGACGAGGUGUUCAAGAAACUCGAUGCGUUAAAAGACAUCAGAGACAAAACUGAAAAACUGGAAAAUUUAAAAAUGAAUAUUUUGAAAGAAAUUGAAGCAAGUGAUCAAGAAGAUAAAUGUCUUAUUGAAUAUCGCAAGGAAUUGGAACUUUUACUGCAAGAAAAAAUGGCACAUGUUGAAGAACUUAGACAGAUUCAUGCUGAUAUAAAUGCGAUGGAAAGUGUAAUAAAAAAAGCUGAAGAAUCUAGAAAUCGAUCAAUGGAACGUGCUAAACAAGUCCAUGAUGAAUAUAAGCCUCUUAAGACAGACAUUGACCUUAUGCGUAGAGAUUUACUUGGACUAGAAAGAUUACCAGAACUUCAUGAAGAAGAAAGUGAUCUUGUGCGACCAGAUCUAUUUGUACAAACCUAUUUUGACAAACAAAUUAAACCUGCUGUGUCAACACCCCCUAAUUCAGAUUGGCACAAUGGUGAUAGUGUGCAAAACCUUACUCAAGCACAUCAGCAUGCACAAGCUGCAGUAGCGGCUUUCCUUGGAUCUCAAACAGCUCCACUUCAACAACUUGCUACUAGUAGUAAAAUGGUUAAUGGUGGACCUGUAGAUACUAGACCAAUACCUCCAAUUCCUGGACCACCAACAUUCAGUUUUGAGAAUGAUCGUUCUGCUGCUGCAACCGUGAUGGGUAAUGUCAAGUAUAAAAUAAAAGCAGUGCUUACAUCAGGACAACAACCACCACCAAUGAAAUCAUGCUUAUCAUGUCAUCAACAAAUACAUCGUAAUGCUCCAAUUUGUCCAUUAUGCAAAGCCAAAUCCAGGAGUCGUAAUCCGAAAAAACCAAAGAAAAAAGAUUAACUAGCAAUGAAUCAAAGUGACAAGUCUGAAUUAAAACUUUUAAUCAGAAUUCAAAGUAUAUGAGAAUUUAAAUAAGUCUACUUUGCUGACACUGAACUGGCUUUUAAAAAUUAGACAUUUUAGAAUUAUGGAAAUGUCUAUUUCUUUUUGUUAUACUAAAUAAGAUUGUAUUUAGAUGCUUACCUUAAAACUCAAAAUAGGCUGAAAGAGCUAAGUAUGAGAUUUUAACUUAAACAGUAUUUUUUAUUUAUUAUUUUUUUUUUUUUAAUAUUUUAAGAAUCAUGUAUAUAGUAUAUUAAAUAAUAUUUAUUCAAUUAUUAAAAAAAAAAAAAAAAAUGACAGUAUUAAAAAUGAAAAUUUUCGAAAUUGUGAUUAUCUUGAAUCCACAUUCCUAAAAUAAGUAUUACAUUAUUACAUAUAAAAAGAAGGUAUUUCUUAACAUUAAAAUGUAUUCAUUAAAGUAUUUAUAAUUUUGUAUAUUUAAACUUGAGUUAAUGUUUUCUCAAUUAAUUAAAAUAAGUAUUAUUUUAAGUGAUUUGUGUUUGUAAAUAAAUGAUUUUUAUAAACAUAUGUAUAAUGAUAAUGCCAUUUAAUAUUAGAAGUGUAAAAUAUUUUCCAAUUUACUAGUGUUUAUUAAUUUGAAUGAUUUAUUUAUUUUUGCAUUUUCACAGAAAAUGGUCAAUAAUGAAUUUUAGUUUUGUUCUUUAUCUA
Aphis gossypii (cotton aphid) is the source of this 2060-nucleotide messenger RNA. Its product is annotated as zinc finger C4H2 domain-containing protein. The transcript is spliced from 6 exons. Bases 465 to 1349 code for a protein of 294 amino acids. Gene Ontology annotation, biological process: positive regulation of neuron differentiation. The record is from RefSeq and is a predicted model, not a curated record. Gene Ontology annotation, cellular component: nucleus. NCBI's taxonomy places the organism in Eukaryota, Metazoa, Arthropoda, Insecta, Hemiptera, Aphididae.